Messenger RNA from Paralichthys olivaceus (Japanese flounder), 2226 nucleotides. RefSeq names its product synaptoporin a (gene synpra). The record is from RefSeq and is a predicted model, not a curated record. Gene Ontology annotation, cellular component: synaptic vesicle membrane; synaptic vesicle. NCBI's taxonomy places the organism in Eukaryota, Metazoa, Chordata, Actinopteri, Pleuronectiformes, Paralichthyidae.
AUCCUCCUGCUGAAAUGGACACCGCCAAUCAGCUUGUAUCUGUGGGGACGUUUCAGGUUCUGAAAUUGCCUCUUGGAUUUAUUCGGGUUUUGGAAUGGUUCUUGCCUCGUUUGGCACACUGUCAAUGGCUGGCAUAUUCUGCUCCAAACAGCUGUAAGGUCUCCUCCUCUCCACCAUGGACCAACUCAUGCAGAAGCUGUCCUUUGAGAUGCGCCCAAACUCUUCACUGCAACUUUUUGCCAUUUUUGCUUUUGCAACAUGUGGGGGCUAUUCUGGGCAGCUGCGGGUUAGUGUGGACUGCAUGGAGAAGGCCAGCAGCAACCUCAGCAUCGGCAUCGACUUUGCUUAUCCCUUCAGGUUGUACCAGGUGUCCUUUGAAGCGCCCAUGUGUGAGGGCAUGAUACGGGAACGCGUGUUCCUCAUUGGAGACUAUUCAUCCUCCGCAGAGUUCUUCGUCACCAUUGCUGUCUUUGCCUUUCUAUAUUCUCUGAUGGCAACCAUCGUCUACAUCUUCUUCAAGAAUAAAUACCACGAGAACAAUCAAGCACCGCUCAUUGACUUUGUGGUGACAGUGGUGUUCUCCUUCAUGUGGCUGGUCAGUUCAUCUGCUUGGGCAAAGGCUCUGUCUGAUGUGAAACUGGCCACUGAUCCAGAUGAGGUGCAGCUCCUCAUCCCUGCCUGCAAAGACCAGACCAACAGGUGUGGCUCAGUGCACGGAUCGCACUGGUCUGGGCUCAACACCUCAGUGGCAUUUGGGUUCCUCAACUUUGUUCUAUGGGCUGGAAAUAUCUGGUUUGUCUUUAAGGAGACUGGUUGGCACAAGGGGUCUUCCAGGUUGGCAGGCGGGGGAUCCGAGAAACAGGCCGGCACCUUUAACCAGCAGCCCUACAACCAGGGAAGCUUCGACCAGACGGGGAGCCACAACAUCCAGGGAGACCUCAGCCAGCCAUCUGAGUACAGCCAGGUGGGAGGUCCCACCUCGUACUCCAAUCAAAUGUAGCCGUGCCUUUUCGUUUCACAAGUGGCACUUCGGCAUUAUAAACCAGGGCAAUCUUUGGGGGGGGAAGAGGGGAGAAGAGUAGAGUUAAUGUUCAUUUUCAAAUCAGUUUGUUAUCAAACUGUCAUCAAAAAUGUGUCAAAGGUGUCCAAGUACAACCACUGUAGAUAGAAUAAGUAACGUUAGGUGUUGUACAAAAUUACCAGACAAAGUGUUUUGCUCCACUUUCAGAAGUGUUGUUUGCUGAAUCUUGUAUUUCGUGUAGUUUGAAACACAUUAGUGACACUUCCUGUCUCUGUGCUUGGUGAUCGACAUUUACUGUUUAGAAGGGAUGUGUUUUUCAAACUGGUUUGCACUCUGUGGUGGAGGGGAAAAACUGCUCUGCGUUUCUAAUGCUCUUCAACUUUUCAAGUGCAUGAUGUUGUAUUUGUGCUAAUAUGCUCUUGUCAAAAGAAAUCAUCCAUUUUAUCUCUGAGAGUUUACAAAUCCAUAAAUCCCUGACUCAUUAGUGCAGGUCUGUAUUUUGAUCUGUAUUGUUAUGUUAUUUUAAUGAUGGUUAUUUCUAAUUCAAAUAAAAACUCAGAACUUGUUUUAGGGAGAGUUCUGUUACAUUGUUUAUAAAUUCAUGUCAACACAUCAACAUGGGGUUUCUAAAGCAAUAACAGCAUACUGGAAAAACACUAUAAAGGGUCUGUGCAAGAAACAGCCACCACAAGAUGCGGCCAGUGCAACUUGUUUCUGUUGCUAUGGUUUUCAUUCUUAAUUGCAUCUGCUAUCACAUUGUCAUUUUAUCUGAAAAGAAGGGUGUCGUCUACAAGUGUUUACAACUGUUUACAAGUGGCCGCUCUCGCUACACAUUACUGUGACUGUUUUCUAUGCUAUCAUCAAACUACUGUAAACUCAUAGACAUAAGUCGUACCACUCUAAAGCAUGUGUAGAGUGGUGCUCAUUUACACUUUUAAAGCCCAGCAAAAAAGCGCAUCAGUCAGAGAAUUUUUCAAAAAAUAUGUGCAAUUGUAAAAAAGAAUGGGUGAUCUUUGGUUGCUGUUUGUAUCGAUUUAUAUGACUUGUGCAACCCUGUUUUUUGACCUCCUAAGCAUGUGGCUUGCAUUGGUGUAAUAAAGCAGAGUGAACAUCUAUGUAUGUAUAAUAGUCUGACGUUUAUGAUAAAUGUCUGCGGGUAAAUAUACUUAGUGUAGAUCAUGAUUUACAGGAUUUCAUUUCAAUAA